AUGGCCAGGCUUGGGGACGGCGUUCCGGAUGGAGAGAUCCGCCAGGAUGGGGACCGCGCCGAGAGCACCGAGGGGACCGGAGGGGAGGGACGGUUCCCGGCAGCGAGCAGUCUCCGCCCCUACCCACCCACCCACCCCCAGGCCUGGCUCCCACGUCCCCUCGGUCCCCCUUCCUUUCUAUCUCUCUGCCCGGCUCGGUGGCUUCGCCAGGGCCUGGAGUCGUCCUCCCCCGCGGUGCGUGCCAGCCCACCUGUGGGGGGGUGGGGAGGUGGUCUCACCUCCGGCUGGGGUGCCGAGCGAGGCGCGAUCCGACGGGCUCCGCCGAGGGACCAGGCCGCCCCUAGCUGGCCGAGGCGGCUGCCAUGCCAGCCGAGCGCUCGCCCGCCCGGGGGGAAUGUGCGGCUGGAGGCGACCCCGAGCGGCGGCGGCUCCUCGCGCGCUCGGGCCCCCUGCCAGGGGCGGCGUGUGCCGGCGGAGCCCGCCUCUCCCCCACCCCCCGCCACGCACGGCCACACCUCGCCUCCGCCACCGGCCCCUCACCCCACCCCCUGCGCUGUCACCAACCCUCCCCAAGCACGCUUUCUUCCAUCCAUCCAACCCGAGGAGAAAAAUAAAAAUAAAUAA
Jaculus jaculus (lesser Egyptian jerboa) is the source of this 624-nucleotide messenger RNA. RefSeq names its product basic salivary proline-rich protein 3-like. Lineage: Eukaryota; Metazoa; Chordata; Mammalia; Rodentia; Dipodidae. The transcript has a single exon. The record is from RefSeq and is a predicted model, not a curated record. Bases 1 to 624 code for a protein of 207 amino acids.